Ascochyta rabiei is the source of this 2403-nucleotide messenger RNA. RefSeq lists its product as uncharacterized. The transcript is spliced from 5 exons. Gene Ontology annotation, biological process: DNA-templated transcription; positive regulation of transcription by RNA polymerase II. Bases 1 to 2403 code for a protein of 800 amino acids. The record is from RefSeq and is a predicted model, not a curated record. NCBI's taxonomy places the organism in Eukaryota, Fungi, Ascomycota, Dothideomycetes, Pleosporales, Didymellaceae. Gene Ontology annotation, molecular function: zinc ion binding; DNA-binding transcription factor activity, RNA polymerase II-specific; sequence-specific DNA binding.
AUGGACGCCGCCAACGCGGCCAUGGUGAAGACGGAAGACGCCGACGGCGCACACGGCGCACACGGCGCACACGGCACACUCGGCGCGCAGGGCAGCCGGAUUGCGCACACGCUGACGGCAUGCUGCCGGUGCAGGACGCGCAAGACUCGAUGCGACCCCGGCCUCCCUCGAUGCGGCCCCUGCGAGCGCACCAACUCCCACUGCGAGUACUACGACCCCACAAAGGCCCGCAAGAUCCCCCGCAACUACGUCGUCCACCUGCAGCACCGCGUCCGCGACCUCGAGAAGCAGCUGGCCCUCCUCGACCGCGACGACGUCGAGCCCGAUGCCGAGGACGUCAUGCGCGGCGCCGCCGCCGUCCGCGUCCAGGACACGGACGAGUCCAAGUUCCUCGGGCCCUCGAGCGGCAUCACCAUCACCCGCCUGGUCAUGCAGCUGGCCAAGCAGUUCACAGAGUCCCACACCAUCUCCGAGAUUGUGCCCCACGCCCGCCAAAAGUCCAUCAAGGCCACCUUUGACCAGGAGGACGAGCGCCCCACCUCCAAGGUCUACCCCUUGGUCAGUGAUGUCGCCGCCGAGGAGCUGCCCAACCGCGACCUCACCAACCUGCUCGUCGAGCUGUUCUACUGCAAAGUCCACCCCAUGUACCCCAUCUUCCACGAGCCCACCUUCACCCAGGAUGUCCAGGACGUCUACAACGGCUCCACCGACCCCUACCAGAACUACUGCCUCCGCAUGGUCAUCGCAAUCAGCCUGCAGAAAAUGGACACCCACUACGCCGGUCUCGCCGACAGCUACUACCUCGCCGCCCUCAAGUACUUCGAGGCUGCCAUCAAGCCCAUGAACCUCAAGACGCUGCAAUGCUUUGGCCUGGUCGCCGGAUAUUCUCUGCUCACCCCCACGAGAACCGCCGUCUACUACAUCAUCGGCCUCGGCAUGCGUCUCUGCCAAGCGCUGGGGCUGCACGAGGAGAAGACGGUCACCCGCGGUCCCGGCGGCCGGCCCGCCGACCCGCUCGAGGUCGACAUGCGUCGCCGCCUGUUCUGGAGCUUGCUCACCAUGGACUAUGGCCUCUCGCACAGCCUGGGAAGACCAGCCCACUUUGCUGCCAGACGCGAACACAUCGACGUCAACUUUGCCGAGCUCGUCGACGACGUAUACAUCUCCAGGGAGCGCAUCAGCCCUGCCCCACAGGCCUCGCUCAAGAAAUGGAUCGGUAUCCACUUCUACAAGAUGCGGCUCUUGCAGCUGGAAAUCCGCAAGAAACUAUACCAACGAAAGACAGACGAGCCGCAAGAUGACCAGCACCCCUGGUUUGCAGAGAUGCAGAACAAGAUCGAGGCCUGGCGAGACACAAGCCCCGACAUGGACGGCGGAUCCGGCCUGAACAAAGUCUGGUUCAUCGGGCGAUACAACACCAUGGUAGUAUUCAUCUAUCGACCCUCACCCCAGGUACCCAGGCCCUCGCUGCAAGCUGCCCUACGCUGUUACGAUGCCUGUCAGUACAACAUUCACAUGAGCAAGAGGCAGAUCGACAUGAAGCUGGUCGAUGUCACCUGGAUCUUCGUGCAGUCCAUCUUCAUGUGCAUCAACACCAUGCUCUGGACCUUGUCCUACGAGAAGGUGCGUCGUUUGCACAGCCGAGAGGAGGUAGAGGGUCAUCUGAGCGUGGCCAUGGAGUCGAUCAAACUCGCCUCGGACAGGUGGCCUGGUGUCGCGUCGGCCAUGGAACUGUACCACAACCUCAUCGAGGCCUGCAUGGAGAUCUUCAACAAGGACGGCGAUGUGCCCAUCACGGCCAACUCGCCGUCAGACUGCGCCUCGGUCGUCUCAGGUAGCAUUGUGGAUGGCAUCAACAGAUCUCGGACAACGAGCCCUGCGACAGCGUCCACCGCAUCGGAACAGCAGCAGCUAUUCGGCCACGAACAUGUGCGAGCCAACUCGUCCCACUUGGCAACCUCACCAUCAAGCCAGCACGCAUCCUUGCACCCACCUCAGCAGACUCCACACUAUGCAGACCCUAGCCCCAAGACAUCGAUGGACGCCAGCGUUCCCAUCUUCAGCUACCCACCUACCACGCAAUUCUCGUCCCUCCCAACGACAUUCGCCGAGCUGCCGCAAUGGAACCCAACCUUCUCCAUCUCCCAGCAAGACCCAUACAACACGGCGACUAUGCCCCUUACUUCGCCGCUCUACAAUGAGUACUAUGCUGCGAACCAAGGGUACCAGAUGGCCGACUACCUCAACCCAGGCUGGAGUCAGGAGGCGAGAGCGAACGGCCUGAAUCAGCAGCAACAGAUGCAGCUCAUGCACGACUUCGAGAUGAACGAAACGAGCAAGAUCGAGGAGAUGAUCCACCAAAGCCACCAGCUCUUCCUACCGCCGCAAUUACAGACGUUCUGA